Molecule: messenger RNA, 711 nt
Organism: Odobenus rosmarus divergens (Pacific walrus)
Lineage: Eukaryota; Metazoa; Chordata; Mammalia; Carnivora; Odobenidae
Gene: REX1BD
Product: chromosome unknown open reading frame, human C19orf60
Exons: 5
Coding region: 12-554 (180 amino acids)
Source: RefSeq, a predicted model, not a curated record
GCUGCGCAGUCAUGAUCACUGCCGAGGCCGCGGCGGACUCCGCCGUCCCCUCGGUGCCCGGUACUGCGGUGGCUACCGGUGUCGCGGAGCGCGAGGAGCCGGCGUGGCCCUGGAAAGAUGCCCCGAUCCCGGCGCUGGUGCAGCGCAUCCACCAGUUGCAGGCUGAGCGCGCGCAGGCCUUCCGCCGGCUGGAGGAAGGCCACCUCCAGUACCUGCGAAGCGGCCCGCCCUACGACUUCCCGCGCUACCGGAGCACGGUGCACGAGGUGACCCAGGCCUUCGCGGCCGCCUCGCGAGAAGUGCUAGCGGUGGAGGCCGAGCUGGCCGGGCCCAGAGGGCAGCCGCUGCUCGCGAGCCACGUGCGCAGCCUGCAACAGCUGGAGCAGACUCGCCUGGCCACGGUGGCCCUGCUGCAGCUGAUGGGGGCACCAGAGCUGUCUGGGCAGGAGAACACUCUGGAGAUGCACCAGCUGAAGAUGAAGGUAAUUAAAACCAUGGAAGCAAUCAGCGAGGUUCUUCAGGACCUUAGGUUUGAUGCAGAAUCUGCUGAGUGAUGGUGGCUCCCCAGGGACACGCCGAGGGACACAGGAAAUGGCGUGAAUGGCACCCAGCCCACCCCUGGACUGUUAGCUGGCUGGGGCACGCUCCACCAGGUUGCUGACUGCCCUUGAGUUUGCUGUGACUCCCACAAUAAAGGACCCUUCAUUUGCA